AUGGUACCAUAUGUCUUCUAUUUCAACCAUAUCAGGGUUCAGCCAUUCUUCUUGCUGCAGUACCCCCCCCCCUCUUCGAUGAACGUCUCCAGCAUGAAUAUCAAGAUUGGUGUAUUCUAUAUCAACUAUGCCCGCACGAGCCGUACAUACUUUACGCUGGAUGUUGACAGUACAUAUGAUCUUCCAUCGCCGCAGAUCACCAUUAAGGUGCUAAGGCAAAGUAUCAAUGCAUAUAAUAAAAGUACCGCUACCAAAGAGUCUGGGGACUUCAGUAAGAUGACCACGAACGAGCCGCUGAGUCCGGAUACACGGACACUCAAAGCAUGCGGCAUCGCUGAUGGCCAGUCUGUGAUUGCAAUCCAAACCAAUACAAUAAACCCCAUCUUUCGAAUAAUGCCAGUAGAUUCUCCUGGCGAUGGCAGUCCGGACAUCUUCCUGUCAUCUCUGCCGAAGCAGUAG
Messenger RNA from Sparassis crispa, 459 nucleotides. RefSeq lists its product as hypothetical. The record is from RefSeq and is a predicted model, not a curated record. The transcript has 4 exons. NCBI's taxonomy places the organism in Eukaryota, Fungi, Basidiomycota, Agaricomycetes, Polyporales, Sparassidaceae. The coding region runs from base 1 to 459 and encodes 152 amino acids.